Messenger RNA from Candidozyma haemuli, 1788 nucleotides. RefSeq names its product mRNA-binding ribosome synthesis protein (gene PES1). The transcript has a single exon. The record is from RefSeq and is a predicted model, not a curated record. The coding region runs from base 1 to 1788 and encodes 595 amino acids. Gene Ontology annotation, molecular function: RNA binding. NCBI's taxonomy places the organism in Eukaryota, Fungi, Ascomycota, Pichiomycetes, Serinales, Metschnikowiaceae. Gene Ontology annotation, cellular component: nucleolus; PeBoW complex. Gene Ontology annotation, biological process: maturation of LSU-rRNA from tricistronic rRNA transcript (SSU-rRNA, 5.8S rRNA, LSU-rRNA); ribosome biogenesis.
AUGGCUAGAAUAAAGAGAAAGGGGAAGUCCGGUAAUGCCAAAAACUUCAUUACCAGAGCAAGAGCUUUGAAGAAGCUUCAGGUUUCUUUGGCUGAUUUCCGUCGUCUUUGUAUCUUCAAGGGUAUCUACCCAAGAGAACCUAAGAACAAGAAAAAGGCUAACAGAGGCUCUACAGCACCUACCACUUUUUACUAUGGUAAGGAUAUUCAAUAUUUGAUGCAUGAGCCAGUUUUGGCCAAGUUUAGAGAGCACAAGACUUUCUCCAAGAAGUUGCUGAGAGCUUUGGUCAGAAACGAAAUUGGUGAUGCUGAAAAAUUGGAAGAACUGAGACCUAAGUACACCCUCAACCACUUGGUUAAGGAGAGGUAUCCUUCCUUCGUUGAUGCAUUGAGAGAUCUUGAUGAUCCUUUGAACAUGUUGUUUUUGUUCGCCAACAUGCCUUCUACCAAGGGUGUGAGCCACAGAGUGGUGAAGGACGCCCAGACAUUGACAAACCAGUGGCUCGCCUACUGCGCUAAGGAAAGACUUAUCAAGAAGGUUUUCGUGUCUAUCAAGGGUGUUUACUACCAAGCUGUUGUCAAGGGACAGGAAAUUAGAUGGUUGGUUCCAUUUAAGUUCCCUUCCAACAUUCCAUCAGACAUUGAUUUCAGAAUCAUGGUCACCUUCUUGGAGUUCUACUCCACUUUGUUGCACUUUAUCUUAUUCAAGUUGUAUAACGAUGCUGGUUUGGUUUAUCCUCCACCUAUCAACAUGGAACAAAUGAAGGGUAUUGGCGGUUUGUCUUCAUAUGUCUUGCAGUCUAAAGAUCUGAGUGUAAAGUCUUUGCUUCCAUCCAAGCAAGAGACUCAGGUUGAGGCUGAGUCGGAUGAGGAAGCCCCAGGUACCACUUUGUCUACUGAAGAGAUUGAAAAGGCCAAGAAGGCAGACGAAGAGGAUGAGCAGCAGGAAGAAGAGGUAGAGGAUGUUGAAGCCAUUGAGCUAGAUCAAUUUGCAUCCACCAACAAAGACACUGGUGACGUCUUGGCCCAGCCAUCCAAAUUCUCGCAUCCUUCAUCUACUUUGUUCUCCAAGUUCUUGUUUUUCGUUGGCCGUGAAGUCCCAAUGGAUAUCUUGGAACUCUGUAUUUUGUCGGCCGGAGGUAACUUAAUUUCCGAAGUUGCCUUGGACGAAAUGAAGAUCAAUCAGCCUGAAGCUUAUAAGAGCUUGGACAUGAGCAAUAUCACGCAUCAAAUCGUCGACAGACCAAAGAUCACUAGCAAAGUUGCUGGACGUACUUACAUCCAGCCUCAAUGGGUCUUCGACUCCAUCAACAAGGCCGAGCUUUUGCCAGUAAACCAGUAUGGUCCAGGUGAGACUCUUCCACCUCAUUUAUCGCCAUGGGGUGAUUCUGGUGCUUACAACCCAGAAGCCGCUGUUGAGGAAGGUCCUGAGGACGCUGAAUCUGAUGAAGAGAUCGAGAUUGAUGGUGAUGAUCUACCCGAUGAAGAUGAGGAAGACGCUGAGGAGGAUGAAGAUCAAAAAGAAUUGGAAUUGGAGGCUGCUGGCGUCAAGUACUCCGACAGAUCUGACGAGAAGGGUGCAAAGGGUAAGAAGAGAAAGGCUACCCAGACUGCUGAAGAGGAAGAGAAGGAAUUGAAGAAGAUCAUGAUGACUAACAAGCAAAAGAAGUUGUACAACAAGAUGCAACACGGUAUUGACAAGAAGGACAACAGAACUGAACAGUUGACCAAGAAGAGAAAGCAGCUCGAGAAGACGAAAAAACAAUUGGAAAAAUUGAACAAGAAAUAG